Messenger RNA from Cuscuta campestris, 2628 nucleotides. The record is from the annotation of a GenBank genome assembly. NCBI's taxonomy places the organism in Eukaryota, Viridiplantae, Streptophyta, Magnoliopsida, Solanales, Convolvulaceae.
UCAAUGGUGCUUUCACUGAGAGUGUCGAACAUAUCAAGCGUGCUCUCAACAAUUUCAAACAAACGGUUUUUUCCAUUGGAAAAAACGAAACACUUUCGUAAAAAAAAGCUCCGGGAGGACAAAGCCUGCAUCUAGAUCCGAACCGAAUUAUUAUCGGGUCCCUGAAGAGAGUUCCCGUCGAUGAAGCCAACAAGGUCUUCAUCUCCGUUGACGCCGGCGAUCCAGGUUGUGGGAGACCUACCUGCUCCGUUCAAUUUCUCAGUGGAUCCGUCGUCCCAGACUCCCGCGGAUCGCAGAUUCGGGCCGGCGCGCAGCUGCCCGGUUCCGAGCCUCUAACGGCAAAACGGGCAGGCCAUUCCCCGACGAAGCCCCUUCGAAUCGACGUCGAUACUGUUCAGACCGGUAGACCACAGCGGAACGCAGGGAUUCAAGCUGCAAAACUAAUUUUGGUCAGGCUAACAUCGAGAAGAAAAGGGGCAGAUCCGAUUUCGAUGGGGGACGAGUCAGUUCGUACAGCCCCGCCAAUCCCCACCCUUCGCCGGACUCCAAUCGGCAACAGAUGCGACACAUCUGUUGGACCAGCCCAAGGUGAGAGGCACUGUCACGCGACUUGAUUGAUGGCCAGAACCGGAGGCGAGCCAUCCCCUGUUGCGGCGACCAAAGCUGGCAAAAAAUCCAGCAGCAACUGUCCACUACUCCACGUCAUAACAGGGAUGGAAAUACUUAUUUCCAGUAUGUAAAGGAGAAAAGGCUGGGCAAGUGGGCUUAUUAUCCACAUGUGGGUCCUGGAAAUCCCAAAAGAUAAGUAUUUUACACAAUUAUCUCAACUACUUCGUAUUUAUUAUUAUUAUUAUUAUUUAUACCAUAUUAUCAAUAUCAUCAUUUGAUAAUAGGGGAAAUUACUUGUAUAACACUAAAACAAUGCCCCUUCCUUUUUAUAGCACUAGUGUUAGGAAGUCAAAUGUUUUAAUGGCGCAGGGGUAUGGAAUAGACUAAAAUGACCUUCCGUUUUUUUGGAAGAUCUAAACAACGGCGCAGCAGUCAUUCGGAUCCCUAAAAUCACGACAUUUCCUUCGAAGGUCUCUUCUUGUAGAAGACGGGAAGAAUUGAGAAACAGAGUCAAAAAAGCAGGAGAGGUUGCGGCGACGAAGACAAUGAGAAGUGAUAGUGAGUCGACGAUUGUGAUGUCGGCGAGGAAGACGGCGAUGACGACUGGAGGCGCUAUUGACGACAACGACGAGAUUGUUGGCGAAGAGGGCAGUGAAAUUACUGUGAAAUGCGUUUCUGGGAAGGAAUACCGAAGGUUGUGCAGAGAAGACAUCUUGGCUUCCAAGACAAAUGUCAAAGCUAAUUGUUAUUGUAAUGUGUUGAGUGGGGUCGAGAAGCUACGGCGAACAUUGUCAGAAUCCGAGUUCCAAGAUUUGGUCAAGACGCCCUUCGGUCAUUUGGUUGAUGUUGGCAAUCUUAAAUGGGUUAAUGGACAGCUCCUAAUACUUUUAGCGUUGAACUACGUUGAACCUAUGGAGCCAGAUAGCGAUGCAAUAUCUUUCCACAUCCGUGAUAGGGUGGUCAGUUUUAAGAAGACUGAUUUUGCUCUAAUUACGGGUUUCAAAUUUGGAUGUCCAACAGAACAAGAAAAGGAAUACACAGGCACUUCAGACAUCAAUAAGAGAUAUUUUGGGGGUAGAAGUGUUGUGACUCGUGAUGAAGUGCGGUUGGUCUUAGAGGGUCUACGGGACAACAAGAGAAAAAGAGAGAUGGAUGGCGUGAAGAUAGGAGUUCUUUACCUUCUGGGCAGCCACAUAGUUGGAAACCAACCCUCCAUGAAAUUGCCACCACUUUAUUUGCAUUUGGUAGAUGACUUGUCCCGUUUGAACGCGUAUCCCUGCAUGGUCCGAAGCGGAUUUUGUGUACAUCCCACUGCACACGGGCUCUGAAUGGGUACUGCUUGUAGUAGACAUACGUGGAAAACUCAUCCGGGUUUACGACACGAAUGUUUACAAAGGGGGUUUCUUGAAGAAAUUGCACCCCUUUUUGCCGUCUUUGCAGGUCUUUCUGCCAGUUUUAAUGGAUAAGCUGGGGGUAUAUAAGGACAUUACGGAUAGCGAAGAAUCUCACGCUGCUUUUCAAGUUGAACCUAUACUGAAUUGUCCGCAGAAAAGGGACGGACCAAGCUCCGGAAUUUUUGUGAUAAAGAUGGCAGAGCUUCUGAUGAUGGGGAGAGAGGUGAUUGAAAUUGAGCCAGGACAAGUAAACACAUUUUGAAAGAAAAUUACUGCGGACCUAUUAAUGUAUGCUACCUGUCAAGGACUCUAAAUGCCGGGCAUAGCAGUGUUAUUUAAGUGAAUGGAUGGUUGCAACCGUCAUGGAGACUUAGAUCUUUUGAUACCCUCUAUAAACAGAAUGUUUUUUUUCUUUUCCAUGUCCAUGUUUUAAAUUUGAAAGACUUGUAGUUUUUUCAGGUCGUAUUGAAAAUGUUAACCCAUUGAGUUUAGGAUAUCGAAUGUUCAUUUUGUUAGUAGAAGCGUGGUUAUUUUAGAAGAAGCAUAGUGAAUAUAAGAAUGAUGGAACAAUUACAAGCUGACUUAUGCUUGCAAGCUGACUUAUACUGGUGCAGUGGAUUGGAAU